AUGCCCUCAACCGUGCCUUCUGGCGUACAGAGUAUGGCAUCGCCGACAGAUAGCGCUUGGGAGCAAGCCGAGGGCGUCCCCAGCCUUGGCGACCCCUUCAUACAAAAGUACCUCUCCGGCCGCGAUGCCCUGGUGCAGCAAGAGAAGAAGCAGCGCAGUGACCACCAUUUCCGAGAAAACCUAUCGCCCACAGCUCAGGAAGCAUGUGCCAUUGUUUCCCAGAUCCGCUUCGAGGAGCAGCAAACUCUGUGGAGCAAGGACUAUGAGGACAGCCUCGCCAGCGACCACGUCGACAUUUUCCCCGGCAUGAUGUUCAAUCUUGCCAAGGAGCGUAUGGAGAAGAGCAAGCUGUGGAAAAUCGUGCGUGAGAUGCCAAAGGGCGCGCUUCUGCACUGCCACCUCGAGGCUAUGGUGGAUCUUGACUGGGUGCUCGAGGAGGCCUUCGUUACCGAAGGUGUUUGCGUGCGGAGUGAUGCCCCGCUGUCAAGUGAACAGGCGCGAUUGAAGACUGGGUUCUCAUUUACCUAUAGCAAAGCCAGCGCACAGAGCGAUGUUUCCAUAUGGAGUGACGAAUAUGCCAGAAACACACAAGUUCCACUAGUAGCCGCGGCAGACGGCUUCCCAGAUGGCGGACGGAAAGGGUUCAUUGAAUGGAUUCGCCUGCGUACAUCCAUCACACCGGAAGAACACGUCAAACACCACGAGGGCCCUAACGAAGUGUGGCGGAAGUUCAUGUCUUGCUUCCCCAUCUUGGGCUCAAUAAUCUACUACGAACCUAUCUUCCGCAAAUUCAUUCGAAAAAUGUGCCAGCAGCUAUUGGAAGACGGUACCUACUAUGUCGAUCUGCGAUCGGCCUUCUCUACACACCGUACCGCAGGCUCGGCAAAGAAGAAUGAGGUCGAAAAGUUCAAGGCAUCCGAAAAAGGCAAGGACUUCUGGGGCGUACGCAUGAUCUGGACUACCGUUCGUGCCUUUGACAACCGCACAGUUGUCAACAGUAUGAAGCAAUGUAUCGAGAUGAAGAUCGAGUUUCCCGAGCUUAUCGCAGGCUACGACUUCGUCGGCCAAGAAGAUCUUGGCCGCCCGCUCUCCGAUCUCUCUCCCUUGCUCUUCUUUUUUCGCAAAAAGUGCGCGGAAUCCGGCGUAGAUAUUCCGUUCUUCUUCCACGCUGGUGAGACCCUCGGCGAUGGGGAUUCAGUGGACGAGAACCUGUUCGAUGCCAUCCUUCUCGAGAAGAAAAUCCUGAUCGAGUCCUGCCCCGUCUCCAACGAAGUCUUGCGUCUCUGUGGCAGCAUAAUGUCGCACCCACUGCCGGCUUUGCUGGCCCGCGGAGUACCGUGUAGUUUGUGCAACGAUGAUCCCACGAUCUUGGGGCAAGGUGUUAGUGGCAUGAGCCAUGAUUUUUGGCAGGCACUUCAGGGUUGGGACAAUCUUGGGCUGGAAGGUCUGGGCUCGCUAGCAGAGAACAGCGUCCGGUGGGCAAGCCUUGAAGACUACUCGCAAAAAGAGUGGGUGCAGAGUAUCAAGGACGGUAGCACUGGCAAGGGACUACGGGCGCAGAGAUUGAAAGAGUGGGCUACGAGGUGGGAGAGGUUCUGUGCAUGGAUCGUGGAUGAAUACGGUGUUGACGAGAACACAAACCCUGGAGAGUAA
Didymosphaeria variabile is the source of this 1653-nucleotide messenger RNA. RefSeq lists its product as uncharacterized. Gene Ontology annotation, molecular function: adenosine deaminase activity. The record is from RefSeq and is a predicted model, not a curated record. Gene Ontology annotation, biological process: inosine biosynthetic process; adenosine catabolic process. Bases 1 to 1653 code for a protein of 550 amino acids. NCBI's taxonomy places the organism in Eukaryota, Fungi, Ascomycota, Dothideomycetes, Pleosporales, Didymosphaeriaceae. The transcript is spliced from 5 exons.